Messenger RNA from Diospyros lotus (date-plum), 2159 nucleotides. Its product is annotated as DNA damage-binding protein CMR1. The transcript is spliced from 5 exons. Lineage: Eukaryota; Viridiplantae; Streptophyta; Magnoliopsida; Ericales; Ebenaceae. Bases 168 to 1613 code for a protein of 481 amino acids. Gene Ontology annotation, biological process: regulation of DNA damage checkpoint. The record is from RefSeq and is a predicted model, not a curated record. Gene Ontology annotation, molecular function: protein binding; DNA binding. Gene Ontology annotation, cellular component: nucleus.
CACUCUACAUCCGACGGCUGCCAACAGACCACGUCAUCACCGUUUUUCGUUCCCGCCAUCUUCUUUCCCGCGUAUAUUUCCGCGUCUGGACGCUUGAAGUACCCAAUUAAUCACCAAACUCACUUUGCCGACCUCUGCAACUUUCUCUCCCCGCGAUUUUCUCUCAGAUGGCUCCUCAGAAGAAGCUUACGGAGUACGAGCGUCGAAGGCUCGAGAACAUUAAGCGCAACGAGGAAGUCCUUUCGUCUCUCAAGAUCCACUCCAAACUCGCCGAGCUAUCAGCGUUAACUAAGCGCCAAAGGCCCCAAACCAAGUCUUACAAACUUAGCCCAGAGAAGAAGCUGAAAUCCGAUGCCCCAACCGUGAUCCGGCGGUCGUUGCGGACCAGAGGAAUGCCACCAGAGGCUGCCACUGCCGGUGGCUUGAAAGAUGAUUUUGAUGAAAGUCCAAAUACCCAGAAAUCGAACCCCAAACCGGAACCUCCCACUUGCAAGGGUCCCAUUAGCAUCAGGGAGGCGUUCUACGGUGAGGACUAUGACCAGAGAUUCACUGAGACAAUUUUGGGUGUUUCAAAAAAAAUCCAAUUAUCUUAUGGCGAUGGGCCAACUGAGGGAAUUGACAGUGGUUACCCAAGCCGGGCUUUGGGUUCUGUUAAUCUAGGAUCACUCAGAUUAGACCCUGAAAAUAUAGCAAGGGUUGUGCAAGGCAAAAUACAUGUGGUGAGGUUCUUUCCGUCCAGUGAUUUGAAUAUGAUUGCUGUGGGGAACACCUCCGGGGAUGUUGGUUUUUGGAAUGUUGAUGCCAAAAACCAGGAUGGAGACGGGAUUUAUCUGUUUCACCCUUAUUCAGGGGCGGUUUCAGGCAUUGUAGUUCAACCAUUUUCUCUGUCAAAGAUAUAUACUAGCUCCUAUGAUGGAAUUAUCCAACUGAUGGAUCUGGAGAAAGAGGAGUUUGACCAAAUAUAUUCCUGUGAUGGUCCCAUAUUUUCUAUUUCUCAACGAGCAAGUGAUCCGAAGUCCUUGUAUUUCAGUGACGGCCAUGGAGUUCUCAGUAUUUGGGAUGAAAGGACAGGGAAGUCAUCAACCUCGUGGAUCUUGCAUGAAAAUAGAAUUAACUCAAUAGAUUUUAGCUCAGAAAACAAUAACCUAAUGGCAACGAGUUCCACAGAUAAGACUGCCAGAAUUUGGGAUUUGAGAAAUAUUGGGGCAGAUAAUCCAAAGCCUUUGAAGACAAUAAACCUCACAAGGGCUGCGCAAUCUGCUUACUUUUCACCGUCGGGAAGCUGUCUAGCAACGACAAGUUAUGAUAACAUGGUUGGCUUACUUAGAGGAGCCAAUUUUGAGGAAGUGUCAAUGAUACAUCAUAACAAUCAGACAGGCAGAUGGUUAUCUCCAUUCAGAGCAAUAUGGGGCUGGGAUGAUUCAUACAUCUACAUUGGUAAUAUGAAUAGAGGAGUUGAUGUUAUCUCCACAGCUAAAAGAAGGAUUUUUACAACACUACAGAGCCCAGAUAUGUCCGCAAUUCCAUGCCGCUUUGAUGCGCACCCUUACAAGAUUGGGAUGCUUGCAGGAGGCACAAGUGGGGGCCAGGUUUACGUGUGGACACACUGCUAAGGAAUUUGAUCUUCAUUUUGCACCAGAUCAAAUCAAAAUACACAAUAUCCAAGCAAUUUUCCCAGAAAUUUUGUAAACAAUGAGCUAGGAUUCCAAUCAAUCUUCCCUGGGUGCAAUUAGUAGGUCUUAUGGUUGCUUUAGGACUUGACAUUUAUAGGUGUAUGUGAUGUUCAGAAAUUGUGUUUCCCAGGCUUCGAACUGGUCGGCAAUUAGUGGGGCUUUGUUCUCUCCAUAAAACAUGAAUAUGUGAAUCUGUGGAAGAGGAAGACUUGUGUACCUGCAUAAACACGUACAUGCUUUGCUUACAUGUUGAGUUGCAAACGGAUUAUCAUCCUGCAUACAGGGGAGCAAUAUGGAACCUCAUCCGUCCCUUUUCCUUCAUUUUCGGUCCAAGUGUAAUUUAAGCCAUGAUAGUGGUCCCUGAGAGGGCACUUGAUCAUCAUGUAGGUCUGACGACUUAUCUAAGUAACUUCUGAUCCUUGGUCUAGUGCAGAUCUGGUUUUAUUUGGUUCCAACUCAAAAAAUUAGAAAUGAUUAUGAGUUAUU